Patiria miniata (bat star) is the source of this 1997-nucleotide messenger RNA. RefSeq names its product ankyrin repeat and BTB/POZ domain-containing protein 1-like (gene abtb1). The record is from RefSeq and is a predicted model, not a curated record. Bases 121 to 1584 code for a protein of 487 amino acids. Lineage: Eukaryota; Metazoa; Echinodermata; Asteroidea; Valvatida; Asterinidae. The transcript has 13 exons. Gene Ontology annotation, molecular function: protein binding. Gene Ontology annotation, cellular component: cytoplasm; ubiquitin ligase complex.
CGCUUCCGUUGACGCCUUGCGGACUAUCUGCCCGUCGACAGUUUAAGUCUGGUUAUCUAAGUCAUAAAUACAGUUGCCUUCUGGUGCUUAAAUGUAUAAAUCAUCAUCAUCAUCAUCACCAUGGCAGCUUACCGUCGACGUAGCGAGAAGAGUGAAGCCUUUCUGUGCUGCAAAACCGGUGACUUGGCAAAACUACAGUAUCUGGUGGAGACAAAAGAAGUUGAAGUAAACAUAAGGGAUGAAUGGGACAGUACUCUGUUAUACUACGCUUGCCUUUGUGGCCACAAGGAAGUAGUGAGCUACCUACUGGAUAAUGGUGCCCAGUGCGAAGCCAGAACGUUUGAUGGUGAGCGCUGCCUGUAUGGCGCCCUCACAGACGAGAUCAGAGACAUGUUGAAAUCCAGGAAGGCCGUGACCACAGGAAAGGCGUGCCGGGACAGCUACCAGGAAUUCUUACGAAGGUUACUAGAAGGCAACUGUUAUGAAGACAUCGUCUUUGUUGUCCAUGACGAGACGUUCCCAGCCCACCGCUGCAUCCUGCAUGCCAGGAGCCCAUACUUUGCCGAGAUGUUGGAGACAAAAUGGCGACACAAGAGCACCAUCAACAUCAAGAGUGCAGUGGUUCGGCCUCAGGCGUUCAAGGCCAUUUUACAGUAUAUCUACACAGGUUACCUGGAGGUUCAUCUAGAUUGCUACGAAGACUGCCGACGUUUUGCCAAACAGUGUCAGAUGCCUGAGUUACUGGGUCAACUGGAGAGCAAACUACAGGCCAUCUUGGAAUUCGUCCCUCAAAAACCUGGCACGCAUGUUUCCAUAGUAACCAUCGAGCCACCGCAGGACUCGACACUCCUACAAGAUGAGCUGCAGUUCCUUGCCGACAUUGCUGUACCGUCAGUCUUCUGCCAGUUUUACGGGCCAGGCAUCCUUCCGUUUUGUGGUGAGGUACCAGAGCAGUCGCCGUUCGCUGAUGUCUGUUUUAACGUGGAAGGCCAGUACUUCUACUGUCACAAGGUUUUCUUCUGCUGUCGCAGCGAGUAUUUCAGGGCCUUACUAUCCGACCACUUCUCAGAGAACGUCCAGGAUCCUUACUACUCCCUGCCGGUGGUGACGCUACACGACCUCACGCCACAGAUCUUUGCCAAGAUUGUCUACUACAUCUACACUGAGAGAGUAGAGCUUACAGAAGAUACCAGUUACGACGUUCUAUGCUUUGCCGAUCUCUACCUACUGCCAGGGCUGAAGCGUAUCUGUGCUAACGUCAUCUCUAGGCAUCUGAGUACAGACAAUGUCAUCUCUGUGCUGCGUGUGUCCAGAAUGUUUAGUCUGACCAAGCUGGAAGACCAGUGCACAGAGUACAUGGCCAAAUAUUUGGAUAAGUUCAUAGAGUCGGAAGAAUUUGAGAAGCUUAUCAUUGAAGACGCGGCAGAGAUCAACGACAGAGAAGAGACAGAUUCCAUCGUCGUCGUGGACGACAUCCGCCAUCACAUCUCAAGACUCGUUGAGACGUUUAGCGAGAUGGAGGAGGCACAGUGUUCACUGCACAUGCUGGAUGUGCUGCUCUUAAGGUUAGGGUUAGACUGUUAGGCCUUUCUCCAAAUUACUCAUUUGUCUGCAGCAACCCUGUCCCUUCCGUGUAAUUUUUUUGGCUAUAUUAGCUUUGAAUGUUCAUCAUAUAUGAUUUCGCAUUGGAGAUGUAACUUCAGUACCGAACUGGCUUAUUAUUACCCCUGUUCAUCAGGCCAUUUUCUGCAGCAGCUCAAGAUGAAUGCAAUCUGGUCUGUGUCCUCACAUGUACCCAUUUAUACACUCCUGGGUGGAGAGAGGCAAUUGUAGUAAAGUGUCAUGCCCAAGAACACGAACACCAUGAUCCCUUAUCAGGGUGUUAACCAUGUACCACUGCACAAGUUGGAUGACAUAAACAUUACACCAUGGGGCUCCAAAGCAGAGAGUGUCACGGCCGAGCGGUUAAGAGCACCGGACUCAAGCUCUGGUGUUUC